This is a messenger RNA of Pelobates fuscus (common spadefoot toad), 8812 nucleotides long. RefSeq names its product matrix remodeling associated 5 (gene MXRA5). The transcript has 7 exons. The record is from RefSeq and is a predicted model, not a curated record. NCBI's taxonomy places the organism in Eukaryota, Metazoa, Chordata, Amphibia, Anura, Pelobatidae. Bases 131 to 8671 code for a protein of 2846 amino acids. Gene Ontology annotation, molecular function: protein binding.
ACCACAGUUUCCUAAUUAUAUCUAAGCCUAUGUAUUGCCAUCAGGAACUUGGAGAUGGACAGUGACAGCCUCCUGUGACAGUUUUUUGUUUUACCAGAAUCCAGUAACAGAAAGGAAGACUUCAAUCAACAUGUAUUGGAUACAUAUAUUCCCUGUUAUUUUUUUAAUUCUGAGGUUUCCACAACAUGGAUUGUCUUGUCCACAAUCAUGUGCCUGUUAUGUCAACUCUGAAGUCCACUGUACAUUCCGGUCUCUCAUAGCAGUGCCGGCGAGAAUGCCAAAACAUGUGGAAAGAAUCAAUUUGGGGUUCAACAGCAUUCAGAGUAUUGCUGAGGACUCUUUCGCAGGACUAGCAAAACUGGAGAUGCUUCUAAUUCACAGCAAUGAAGUCCAUAACAUUCCCAAUGGUGCCUUUCAAGACCUGAUUUCAUUGCAGGUUUUUAAAAUGAGCUACAACAAACUUAAAGUACUAACAAGUCACACAUUUCAUGGACUUUUCAGCUUAACAAGAUUACAUGUCGACCACAAUAAAAUUGAAUUUAUACACCCCAAUGCUUUUCAUGGCUUAACAUCUUUAAGGCUGCUUCACUUGGAAGGAAAUUUGCUUCAACAGCUUCAUGCCAAUACAUUCUGCACUUUUAAUUUCCUAGAUUAUUUCAGACAGUCCACAUUAAAACACCUGUAUUUAUCAGACAAUUUGAUUCAAACACUCCCUGCUGGCAUGAUAGAAUCUAUGCCAUUACUGGAAAACCUGUAUCUCCAUGGAAACCCAUGGACAUGUGACUGCCACUUAAAAUGGCUCCUGGAAUGGGAUGAACAAUCUAAUGGUGUUUUAAAAUGUAAGAAGGACAGAUCAUAUGAAAACGGGCAGCUGUGUCCAAUGUGUACAAGUCCAAAGCAACUACAAAAUCAAGAAAUUCAGAGUCUGAAAGAUAUUUCCUGUUCUAAACCGGUGAUUUAUUCACCAGACAGAAUAAACAGUAGUGAAACCUAUACAGAAGAUGAUGAAAAUGACCAACAGUUGAUGCAUAUGUAUAAAGAUUAUAUAGGGAAAGUCAUUCUAAAUAUGACCGAUGAACACGGAAACAAAGUCAAUUUGGAUUGUGGCAUGAAAAAGUCAACUGACUUCAGUAAAAUCAAUUGGAAUCAACCCCAACCAGAAGAAAUAGACAUAAAUGCUACCUUUAGUCUUGAUUUUGAAUGCCCAAUGAAUCGUGAAAACUAUGAAAAAUUAUGGAAACUGAUAGCUUACUACAGUGAAGUACCUGUGAAGUUGGAAAGGGAACUGAUGUUUACAGACAAUCCAAAAGUGACUUACAGAUAUCGACAGAACCCAGAUCAAGAUUCAUAUUACUUUACAGGUGUUAGAUCUUUAAUUACAGCAGAACCUGACUGGGUGAUCCAACCAACUGUUCGUCUCCAGUUAAACAGAAAGUUGAGUACAGCUAAGAAAGUAACAUUAUCAUUUUCUACUCAGUAUUCACAGUUAAUUCAUACUAAGGAAAUCCAGUAUCCAAAAAAUAACUGGGUGAUGAUAGACACAAAUGCCAAAACAAAAACAUCUUACAUUUCUAUCAAAGGAAAAACCUGCCAGCUUAGUUGUAAUGUGAAGUCAUCAGAAACUCCCUCCAUACAAUGGAGUCUUCCUGAUGGGACAAUAUUGAAAGCUCCCUUCAAUAGCCAGGAUAGUAGAUUCUCUGUAUCUGCUGGAGGACAUUUGAUCAUAAACACAGCAGAUGCUAUGGACUCUGGGUCAUACCAUUGCAUUGCUCAAGUCAGGCAUGAAAUUGAUAUAUUGACCAUUCGAGUUGUUGUAAAGCCACCAACAAGCCAAAUAUCUGAGCGUAGUACUAAAGUGAUUACAAAAACGGUUGGGGAAACUAUAACAUUGACUUGCAAUGCACUUGCCAAUCCCGAUGCAGAUGUCAACUGGAUAUUACCCGACAAUGUCAUUAUUGAUGCUCAGGCAAACAAAUCAAAUGCAUAUCUGUUAACUAAUGGCUCACUGGUAAUCCCUCAGACUAAAGUGUCUGACAGUGGACUCUAUGUAUGUAUAGCAGCAAAUCAACAUGGAACUGAUCACUAUAGCGUGCAAAUAGACGUAAGUAACAAAGUUGCUAAAAAGUCAUAUGAAGUGCCAAAAAUAAAAAUGCGUCCAAUUAUAAAAAUUCCAUUAAAAGCAAAGAUUAAUAUAGUUGGUGAUGAUGAAGGAUCAGGGGAAAAAGUGGUGCAAGAAGAGACCGAGAAAUAUAACAUUGUUAAAAUAGGAUCAGGCAAAAGUAAAGGAUCACAGUUAUCUAGAUUAUCAGACAAAGGAAAAAAAAGAAAAGACAGAAGGAAAAUGAAUGUAUGGAAAGGUACAGAGAUAGAUAAAGGAACCAAUAUAGCAGAAGGUAGAAGGAAAUUUGAAUCAAGGAGGAGAAUAAAUAUGGGGAAUAAACAGAUAGAUCCUAGUCAAUGGGCUAACAUUUUAGCAAAGGUUAGAGGCAAAAAUGUCCCCAAAACCACAGAGACUCCUCUUUUAACCACAACAGAAGUCACCGCUAUACCUAUAUAUAAGACCAAAACCCCUUCUACAAUUUCAAGGCCACCAAUUAAAUCUACAACAGAAUCAGAAACAAAUGUGGAUGAAAUAUCUGCAGAUGAAGAGGAACUAUUAAUGAUCACUUCUUCACCACAGCCAGCAAUCACACAUUAUAACCAUGAUCUAACAUCAUUGUCAAGUCACAUAGAUUUAGAUAUAAUUUCUGAUAUAACAGAAGAUGACAGUAAAAAGUUAUUUUCUGAAGGAAAUCAAGAUACCUUGACCACUAAGUCAGACCAUGAAUGGGCAGUUUAUAGUACAUCCAAGCCUGUGAUGUCAACACCUGAAACCUUGGAUAUCAAUGACUUAGCCUAUUCAAUAGAUGAAGAGGAAACAAUGAAUGCUUUUACUGAGUGGGAAGAUAAAGACAGCAUUGAUACGAUCCCUAACAGUCCAACAGUAGAAGGAGAACACAAACAGGACUAUACAACCAGAAAUGUUCUAUAUGGACAAUACCUAGAGGAAGAGUCGAAUUACAUUAAUAGGCAAACAUUUGCAAACAUGAAUACAGCUGGAAAUGUUCUAGUUAAAAUGGAAACCACUACAGCCGAAAUGUACACAAUUCCAAUGGAAAAUGAUGCUUACUAUUCCAGCACACACUCUUUUAAAAGUACAUCUCCUUAUGAAGGCACUACUUCUGAAAAUAUGAUACAAAGCACUAACUACAUCUCACAGAUAGAAGAUAACUAUAUGCAUUUCACAACUAGCAAACUGCAGACUGCUAAAAGUAUGGAAGACUAUGAUCCAAUAUUUUCCAAAGCAAUUGGUGGUAUGAUACCAGAAACAAUCCCUGUUACACCUUCACUGAUGGAAACCACAUCAAGUAUUAACUUCCAACUUCCUACUACAGCGAUAUCUUUGACAAUGACCAGUGAAAAUAUUGUUAAAGAUAUAAAUGAGGAUGUUCGUUCUGAAGACUAUGCUAAACAAACAGAAAUCCUUUCUACUAAUAUAAAAAAAGAAGGUAUUGAUUCAUUUGAUAAAGAAAACGGUGCAGAAAACGAAAGUACAACUAUGAAUAUAAAUAUGGCUUACGUAGAAGACAAACAAACAUCAACAUCAAGAAAAAUGCCAACAGUUCCUACACAUACCCAGAGACCAACUACAACAACUUCCAUGGCUACAAAUGGCAGCAUUCAUAACCCAAGGCGCAGGCCCAAUGGAAAGAGACGGUUUAGACCUAAUCGUUUUAGACAUCGUCAAAACAAUGUUAUUCCUAAUUUUUCAGCAACAACACAAGUAGCCAUAAAGCCAUUAAUUGAACAACCCGUUGUGUCACUCUCUCAUAGGGAAAAUACCACUAAAUCAAUUUUACCACCACCACUACCAACAACAAAAGAAAUGCAACUUUACAAAACAACGAUUAAUACUCCAUCUGAUAGAAAAACUACAACAACAUCAGUGCUGACUAAACCCAUUGUAAUCCAUUCACCAGAAAAGACCAAUUUAAAAAGUUCAUUUGUUACUUCAGCUCCAGAAUACACGAAUCAGCUACACACAGCAAUUAUAGAAAAUUCAGAAAUACCGGUCGUGACACCUCCUACAACAACAGAGCCAUUAAAAACACACAACACUGAAAAAAUCUAUGAUCUUAACACAUUAGAACAAGUUACAGUUGCUACGAAAAUAAAUCAAUUACUACUUGAUACAUAUAAGGACAAGGCACCUGAGGAAUUCUUCAGCCCUCUUCCUGAUGAAGAUGUAUUCAGUACUACACACACUGCACUAAAACCAUUACAGCCAUACAGAGAAUUUAGUACUAGUGCUCCCAUGCAGCAAAAAACUAUCCCAAUGGAUAUACCAAAUGAGGCAGGAAUAUAUACAGCAUCUAUCACAGAAGCACCUCCAACUAUUGCUAGUACAAUUGAGAAUACUUUAAAAGAAUUAAAUUAUGGUUCCUUUGAUUUAACAACAAAAGUUACAAAUAUACCUACUAAUGCUUCUGUCCAUGAUGCAAUUGGAACUACAGUACAAGUCAAUAUUGAAAAAUAUAGUUUCAACGCUCCAGACACAUCUUAUGGAGGAAAGAAACAAGAGGAAAAGCUUAUUAAACCAACUGUUUAUACUAAGAGUACAGAAUAUACUCAAUCAAGUCCUAGGUUUUUAGUUCCCACUACAAAUGAACACUUACCAUCUACAGUCAAGGUUUAUGAAACCACAAUGAGAGAGUCAUCAACACAAUCAGCAAAAUCAGUACAAGAAAACAUACAUUCACUAAGACAAAAUGAACUGGAUAGAGUUUCAGCCAGUCAAAAAAAGGAAUUUGCACAGCCAAGACAAGAGAACUUUAAGGAAAUUCAUGGUACUAAGUCCAGUAAUAGUAUUCCUUAUUUUACAAAACAGAAUAGCCAAUCUCAAACGGCUCAUAAGCAACACCACGCAAUACCUCCAGUCCAGCAGAGUCCAGCAAGAGUGACUGUAAGAACUCCCUAUAUUGGAACACAUGGACCACUACGUUAUUUUGUAACUAAUCAACCACUGUAUAUCACAAAUAAACCGGAAAUUACUGCUUAUACAGCACAGAACAUUCAAGAUAGAAGAACAUCUACCCUAGUAUUCUCCACAAGUACUUCAACAAGUACAACAACAGUUCCACCAUUAUUUAGACCAAGACCUAUAACUCCAAGCAAAUUUAAUCAAGGCCAAAGGCUUCCAAUUAACUACAGACCUUUUGGAAAUAAUGUAUUUACAGAUGGUAAAGGUACUAUGCCAAAAAUUCCUUAUCAAGGACAUCCAUUCUACAUGAAUCCACGAUUUCAAUACCGUUAUAACAGGACAAAGCUAUAUCGAUUUAGUGGAACUCCUAAAUCUCCUCUUCCAACUUUGGCUGCACCAAUAAUCAUGACCACUAAGGACAGUCUCGGUAAUUCAUUUAAAAGAACAACAGUAUCAAGUACAGUAUUAAGAACUACUACUCCUUUUACAACUGUCAGAGAGACAAUAACUUCAAAAAUCCCUUUUAGGUACCCAAUAUUCACUACGCCUUUUUCAUAUGUUGUGCAAACCGGCUUGUUCAGGCCCAGCUCAACUAUUCAGUCACACUCGUAUAAUAACCCCUUUAACCAGAGACCACCAAUUACAUCACGUGAAGAUGGCUCAACACUUAGACAUCCCAAUGUUGUUCAGCCACCUAUAUACUCUAGCGCACAAGGGGUUAAACCUAGGAUUACAACUACAGGAUUCCAGUCUCUAUCUGUGCCAUUUGAAAUGGAUGCUGUUUUACCAUGUGAAACUGUUGGUGAGCCCAAACCUUCAAUAUCUUGGACAAAAGUUUCCACAGGUGCCGUGAUGACAGCAAACACAAAGAUACAACGAUUUGAAGUCUUGGACAAUGGCACUUUACAUAUUCUAAAUCUUCAGCUACAAGACCGUGGUCAAUAUCUCUGCACGGCGCAGAAUCUGCAUGGCUCAGACAAGAUGAUAAUUACAUUGACAGUUAUGUCCCAGCAGCCAAAAAUACUUCUGACGCGCUAUAAGGAUGUUACGGUAUAUCUUGGGGAUACAGUUACAAUGGAUUGUCGGGCAAGUGGUGUACCAUCACCCCAUAUAUCUUGGAUAUUCCCUGACAGGAAAAUAAUGCGAGCCAUUUCAGCUACGGAGAGUCGCAUCAUGCUUUCUGAAAAUGGAACUUUAUCCAUAAAGGAUAUUACAUUUACCGAUAGAGGAAUCUAUAAGUGUGUGGCUAGCAAUGUGGCCGGAGCUGACAGUUUGACUGUGAGGGUUCAUAUAGCUGCUCUGCCUCCUAUUAUUCAACAAGAAAAGUUAGAAAACAUAUCUCUUCCUCAAGGUCACAGCAUAUAUAUCCACUGUUUGGCAAAAGGUGCCCCACUACCAAAUAUUCGCUGGAUUCUUCUAGAUGGUACACAGGUUCGUCCUUCUCAAUUCGCAAAUGGAAAUAUGUUUGUGUUUCCAAAUGGCACACUUUACAUACGGAAUAUUUCACAGAAGGACACUGGGAAGUAUGAAUGCAUUGCAACGAACAUUGUUGGGACUUCUAGAAGGGUAAUCAUUCUGGAUGUACGGAAAUUUACACAGAAUGCCAAAAUAACUGCAACUUCUCCCCAGAAAACUGAUGUAACCUAUGGGAGCACUCUGCGUCUUGACUGCAGUGCAGCCGGUGAUCCUUGGCCAAGAAUAUUAUGGCGGCUUCCUUCAAAAAGACUUGUGGACUCUUUCUUCAGCUUUGACUCCAGAAUCAAGACAUUUGCAAAUGGCACACUGAUCGUCUAUUCUGUUACAGACAAGGAUGCUGGGGACUAUCUGUGCAUGGCACGGAACAAACUCGGAGAUGACUAUGUGGUACUUAAAGUAAAUGUAAUGAUGAAACCAGCUAAAAUACAACAUAAGAAGGAAAAUGAUCACAAAGUUACUUAUGGGGGGGAUUUGAAAGUUGAUUGUGUAGCAACUGGAGUUCCAAACCCUGAAAUUUCCUGGAGUUUACCAGAUGGUAGCAUGGUGAACAACGUUAUGCAGUCAGAUGACAGCGGCUCAAGGACAAAGAGAUAUGGAGUAUUUAAUAAUGGAACCUUGUACUUCAAUGAAGUGGGAAUGAAAGAAGAAGGAGACUAUACGUGCUAUGCAGUGAAUCAGAUUGGUCAAGAUGAGAUGCGUGUUAGCGUUAAAGUGGUGGCAGAACGAGCUUUUAUUAAGAAUAAAACAUAUUCCAUUAUCAAUGUGCCAUAUGGAGAUGUUGUUAUGGUUUCCUGUGAAGCUAAAGGAGAACCUCUACCACAAAUUACCUGGCUAACUCCUGCAAAUAGACCAAUACCUGUAUUGUCAGAGAAGUAUCAGAUUUACAGAGAUGGUACUCUACUCAUCCAAAAGGCACAAAGGUCGGAUAGUGGCAAUUAUACAUGCCUAGCACACAAUAGUGGUGGGGAAGAGAAAAAGAUUGUUCAAAUUCAAAUUAAUGUCCUCCCACCUAAAAUCAAUGGCCAUUCCAAUAAAAUAACCACAGUAGAAGAAACUGCAAUGAAAGAUUCACGCAUUCUGAUUGACUGUAAUGCUGAAGGAAUUCCAACACCUCGUGUCAUGUGGGCAUUUCCUGAAGGAGUCAUUCUCCCUGCACCUUACUAUGGAAAUAGAAUUACUGUCCACAGGAAUGGUACACUAGACAUCAAAGUUCUAAGGAAAACUGAUUCUGUUCACUUAACAUGCAUUGGACGUAAUGAAGGUGGAGAGGCCAGAUUGAUUGUGCAGUUGACUGUUACUGAACCAGCUGAAAAACCGAAGUUUAUAACUGAUAAUGAGAAUAUUGUCGUGGCAGAAGGUGAGACUGUAAAUCUUAACUGUUCGGUUACAGGGUCACCUGAGCCUGAGAUAAGUUGGAUUCUUCCCAAUGGCACAGUGAUUAAAAAUGGUAAUCAUCUCCAUAGAAUUUUUCAUAAAACAGAUGGCACACUACAUAUUGGUUCAGUAGCCAUUGCUGAUGCUGGGACUUAUCGCUGCAGAGCCCAAAAUGUGGCUGGACAUGCAGACAAAAUGGUCAGCUUACAGAUUGGUCGUAAACCACAAAUGAAUAACCACUAUAACAAUUUAAUCAGUAUAAUUAAUGGGGAAACAUUACAACUUCACUGCACUACCCAAGGGGAACUAAAGCCCCAUAUAUCGUGGACAUUACCAAAUGGCAUGGUUAUUGAUGGCCCACAAAACAAGGACCGCUUUUCCCUUUUACAAAAUGGAACCCUAGUGAUACGAGAUACAUCUGUAUAUGAUAGAGGAAGUUAUCUAUGCAAAGCAAAAACGCAAUAUGGUUCUUCAACCAUGAGUGUCCCAGUAAUAGUUAUUGCAUAUCCACCACGCAUAACAACAAGUCCUGCACCUGUUAUUUAUGCAAGACCAGGAAGUUCGGUCCAGUUAAAUUGCAUGUCCAUCGGAAUACCAAAAGCUGAAAUAACUUGGAAUCUUCCUGACAAAUCUCAGUUGACUUCAUUAGCGCAAUCACGUUUAUAUGGAAACAAAUUUCUCCACCCUCAAGGGACAUUAGUAAUUCAACACAUUUCAAAAAGAGAUAUGGGCUAUUAUAAAUGCACAGCUAAAAACAUAUUAGGUAGUGACACUAAAACAACAUACAUACACAUAUAUUAAGAAUGUUUUCAUUAUACCGGUAAAAUGCCCAAGACUGCCAUAUGUGUGCACAAUAUACUGUAUCAUUACUUCCAAAAGGAGCUUUUUUUAAUAAUAAUUAUGGUGAAGAACAAAUGCAUGCAUGAUAAAGAGUAGACAUUU